AUGAGUGCCACGCCGUAUCGUCAUGCCCAAAAGAGGUCGCCUACUACGCCGCUGACUCCCAUGGUGAGAAACAACGUCCGGCGGAAGGUCGACGACGGGACUGAUAGCUUGAAGAGCGUUCUGGCCGUGCCCGAGGACCUACACGAAGUCAAGGAGGAUGCAUCGCUGGCGGAGACAGCAACGCCGGCAGACGUCGAAAAUGUGCCUCCCCAACCACCUACACAGCAGGAAGCUUCCAGACCGCCCACACAGCAGCCGUUGUCACAAAAUUCGCAGCCGGCGAGACCAGCGUCCUCCGACGACUCGUCGCUUGCCCUCCUGGAAGUCUAUCGCCGUGCAUGGCUCAACGAACGCAAAUAUAUCCGCCAGAAAGAACUCGUCGAGUUCCUAGAGCUCGAACGCGCAUGUCCAUAA
This is a messenger RNA of Ogataea parapolymorpha DL-1, 414 nucleotides long. RefSeq lists its product as uncharacterized. The record is from RefSeq and is a predicted model, not a curated record. Bases 1 to 414 code for a protein of 137 amino acids. NCBI's taxonomy places the organism in Eukaryota, Fungi, Ascomycota, Pichiomycetes, Pichiales, Pichiaceae. The transcript has a single exon.